This is a messenger RNA of Anolis sagrei ordinatus, 3090 nucleotides long. RefSeq names its product CDK2 associated cullin domain 1 (gene CACUL1). Gene Ontology annotation, molecular function: protein kinase binding; ubiquitin protein ligase binding. The record is from RefSeq and is a predicted model, not a curated record. Lineage: Eukaryota; Metazoa; Chordata; Lepidosauria; Squamata; Anolidae. Gene Ontology annotation, biological process: ubiquitin-dependent protein catabolic process; G1/S transition of mitotic cell cycle; positive regulation of protein kinase activity.
ACUGCUUUACGGCCGGAAGUGGCUUCCGCUUCCGCCACUCGCCUGUCCGAGAGCGGUUGGCCGCCGCCGCCGCCGCGGUUGUUCUGAGUAGCCCGGCGACGUGAGGAGCGAUGAGAGGGAGCCUAUUGUGACCGGCCCUUCUCCCCGCCGCCUGCCGCCCCCUCCUCCCUGGCAUCCAGGCCGGUCGGGAUGGAGGAGGAGAGCAUGGAGGAGGAGGAGGGGGCCGGCGCAGGAGGAGGAGGGGGAGGCGGCGGAGGCGGCGGCGGGAGCUUCAGCAGCAGCGGCAGCAGCAGUUACGAGGCCUUCAUGGACGACCAGAACCACAACAACUGGGGCGCGGCGGGAGGAGGAGGAGGAGGAGGAGGAGGCGGGUACGGGCAGCCCCCUCCGCCACCGCAGCCCCCCUCGCCCUGCCCCGGUGAGCUCCGUCGGCCCUGCCUUCACAGGGGCUCCUUGCCGGCACAGGAGGAGCUGCAGAUCCACAUGAUGGCCGAGGCGGCGGCGGGCAACGCGGGGCAAGGGAAAGGCUGCGAGGCCGCGCCGGGCAAAGGAGGGGGCGCCACUGUCGCCCCCGCCGCUGCAGGCCUCAACCUCAACAUCAACCCUUCCGCUUCCAAGUUCUUAAUGAAUGUUAUAACGAUAGAAGACUAUAAGAGCACAUAUUGGCCAAAGUUGGAUAGUGCCAUAGAUCAGCUUUUAACACAGAGUCCUGGUGACUACAUCCCCAUCUCCUAUGAACAAAUAUACAGUUGUGUGUAUAAAUGUGUGUGCCAGCAGCAUUCGGAACAGAUGUAUAGUGACCUAAUAAAAAAGAUAACUAACCACUUAGAGAGAGUCUCAGAGGAGUUGCAGGCCAGCCCUCGAGAUCUGUACGUUGAAAGGUUUAACAUAGCACUUGGACAGUAUAUGGGAGCAUUACAGAGCAUUGUGCCUCUUUUCAUAUAUAUGAAUAAGUUUUACAUAGAAACAAAACUCAACCGGGACUUAAGAAAUGACCUUAUAAAACUGUUUACGGAACAUGUUGCAGAAAAGCACAUUUACAGCCUGAUGCCUUUACUUUUAGAAGCCCAAUCCACACCUUUCUGGAUAAACCCUUCCACCAUGGCAAAUGUUGUCAAAGGAUUGUAUAUGCUAAGACCAGAAUGGGUUCAGAUGGCACCAGCUUUAUUUUCUAAAUUUAUCCCAAACAUCCUCCCUCCUGCUGUAGAAUCUGAGCUUGAAGAAUAUGCUGCUCAAGACCAGAAACUUCAACAAGAGCUUAUUCAGGAAGGAUUUUCCAGAGGUGACCAAUCACGUAAAAGAGCUGGAGAAGAAUUAACCUACAAUGGUUCAGCCUCAUGUGCAAACUCAAGAGGAUGCAGAUAGUGACUGUCCUAGAAGCAUUAUAUUCUUGAUAGGAAUGGACACCGGAAUGGCAUUGAAUGGAAAGGUAUCUCGAGGCUCAGUUGAGUCCUGCUGGUACUCAAGUUCUCCGGUGCAAAGCUAUAACCGAAGAGGAGCUUGGACGUAUUUCUUACUACGUAAUAAAAUGUCUGUUCGCUGCUAUUGUGGGGGCUAACUUGGAACAAUGUGGCUGAUCUUGAAGAGUUCUUCUUUGGCAAUCCUGUGAAGAAUAUACAUUUUUUUUUUCAUUUUCCUUUUUCUUUUAAAGAUCACUGUUUACUAGACCUUGAUAGAAAAAAAGAGCAGCUUCCUCUGAAAUGAACAUUUGCACUAUUUGAAAAAAAAAAAACACACACGUGGACAUUGCUGAGUGCCCAUUUAGUGGUCCAAACAUUUUGUUCAGUAAAUAUUGACCACCUAACAGUAUUUAUUUUCACAAAAGUUUGCCUCUAAAAGCCACUCUCAUGCAGCUGCUCCUUUAUAUGAGUGAGCUUAUACAUAGUUCACAUCAUUCAUCCAUUGAGCUCCCUGUACAUUCGAGGCCACAGAAAUGUCUCUUAACCUGCUAUAUAAUUAAACAUCACAGAAAAGUUACAGCAUUUUCCUGUGUACAUUUAGCUUUUGGAGAAUAAGCCUGGGAAAGAUGUACUUCUUCCUCAUUUGCUUUCCUGUGAGAAGAAAUAACACAAAUAUAAAGGUUGCUUGUAUGUUGCUACUGCCUUCAAUAAUACUUGCAAAGAAUUAAAGAUAAUUCCAUUCCAACGUUCUGAGUUGAAAUGGUAGUGCCUAACAAUUGAAGGAUCUUGCAGGCCAGGUUGUCCAUUUCUGUGUACUUUGUUUUCAUUUUGGCAGCACAUGGAAAUGCUUGUUCUGAUUUAAAAUAAUCAACUUGUUGAAUAUCUCACUGUUGGACUGUUACAAUAGACUUAAAAGAGUGUGGCCGAAACACUCUUUGUAUUUCUGGCUUAUUUCUGGGCAGCAAAGUACUUGAAGUCAAUUUAACACAUUGUUUGCUUCUAUCUUUUUGGAAGAAAGUGGUGGGGAUUUCAGUAUGAUUUACACAUAAAAGAUCUUUCAGUAUCAGCUCUGUUGGAUAAAGCUUGAAUUUAAGAUUUUAACAAACUGCAGUAAUUUGCACUGCAUUAUAGGUAUUAUUGAUGUAUCUAUAAUACGUAACUCACAAGGGAAAACUGGAUCGCUGCUUUCUCUUUCUGGGUUUGGAUUAGAGGCUAAUUACAAGGUGCUGUUUGCAUCCAAACCCCAUAUUCUGUGAAGAAUCACUAUGUAUGCAGGGCAGGAGUAGGCAACAAUGGCCUUCCAGAUGUUUUUGACCUGCAGCUCCCAUAGUUGUCUUUGGUAGCCAGAUUGAUGAGGUUUGUAGAUCCAAAACAUUUUGGAGGAUCACAUUUGUCAACGGUUGAUAUACAUGAUGUGAUUUUACAUAGAAAGGGGGAGAAUGGUUCCAUAGCAGCAAAGAUAAAUGUGGAUUAAUUUGUGACUGAGCCAACAAAGCUGAACGGGAUGCAGGUGCCAAGAGAAGAGAAGUGAGACUUUGAUGUGAGCACAAUGUCCAGCUAAUUCUCUAGAGAGGAAAUCUUUUGUGCUUUUGGUUUUCCAUCUAUAUAAUCUGAACAAGUAAACUAAUUUUCCCACUGCUAGGUACUGAUCACAGUUUGAUUGUGUUGGCUACCCUGCAUAAUUUAAAAA